Molecule: messenger RNA, 1927 nt
Organism: Hyaena hyaena (striped hyena)
Lineage: Eukaryota; Metazoa; Chordata; Mammalia; Carnivora; Hyaenidae
Gene: WFIKKN1
Product: WAP, follistatin/kazal, immunoglobulin, kunitz and netrin domain containing 1
Exons: 2
Coding region: 225-1877 (550 amino acids)
Biological process (GO): negative regulation of transforming growth factor beta receptor signaling pathway
Cellular component (GO): extracellular region
Molecular function (GO): receptor antagonist activity; serine-type endopeptidase inhibitor activity; transforming growth factor beta binding
Source: RefSeq, a predicted model, not a curated record
GGCCCGGAACCUACCCAGCCCCUCGAACUGGAGUAUUGGGACGAAGCAUCUGCUGUGGGCUCAGACCUCGGGGGCCAGGGGAGAGCCUCUGGAUCAGCUGGGGGCCAGAGGGCAGGGGCGGUGACCACGGGCCUGGGAAGGUAGAUGCCUUCAGGGAGGAGGCUGGGAAGGGCCUGAGGAGGGACUGGUGGUCACAUCCCCCGCCUCCUGGCCUGGCGGUCCCCAUGCUGGCCCCGAGGCCACUCCUGCUGCCGCUCCUCGUGGUUGGGCUGACCUUGGGGGCCAGCCUGCCGCCAGGACCCGGGAGCCACCCAGGCGUGUGCCCCAACCAGCUCAGCCCCAACCUGUGGGUGGAUGCCCAGAGCACCUGUGAGCGUGAGUGCGUCAGGGACCAGGACUGCCAGGCCUCCGAGAAGUGCUGCGCCAACGUGUGCGGGCUGCAGAGCUGCGUGGCGGCGCGCUUCCCUGACGGCAGCCCGGCCGUGCCCACGCCGCUGGCCUCCUGUGAGGGCUUCACGUGCGCACAGCAGGGCUCCGACUGUGACAUCUGGGACGGCCAGCCCGUGUGCCGCUGCCGUGACCGCUGCGAGAAGGAGCCCAGCUUCACCUGUGCCUCCGACGGCCUCACCUACUACAACCGCUGCUACAUGGACGCAGAGGCCUGCCUGCGUGGCCUCCGCCUGCACGUCGUGCCCUGCAAGCACGUCCUCAGCUGGCCGCCCAGCAGCCCCGGCCCUCCCGAGACCACGGCCGGCCCCACGCCCGGGGAGGCCCCGAUGCCGCCCGCCCUCUACAGCAGCCCCGCCCCGCAGGCCGUGUACGUGGGGGGCACGGCCAGCCUCCACUGCGAGGUCAGCGGCCGCCCGCCGCCAGCCGUGACCUGGGAGAAGCAGAGCAACCAGCGGGAGACCCUCAUCAUGCGGCCGGACCAGAUGUACGGCAACGUGGUGGUCACCAGCGUCGGGCAGCUGGUGCUGUACAACGCGCGGCCCGAGGACGCCGGCCUCUACACGUGCACCGCUCGCAACGCCGCCGGCCUGCUGCGCGCCGACUUCCCGCUGUCCGUGGUGCGGCGGGAGGCGGCCGGGGACGUGGCCCCCACGCCCCCCGACCCCGCCGAGUGCCUGUCCGCCGCGCAGGCCUGCGCCGGCGCCCCCUCCGGCCCGGUCCUCUGGCGGUACGACCCCCAGCGCGGGGGCUGCAUGACCUUCCCCGCCUGUGGCUGCGAGGGCGGCGGCAGCCGGGGCUUCGAGACCUACGAGGCCUGCCAGCGGGCCUGCGCCCGCGGCCCCGGCGACGCCUGCGUGCUGCCCGCCGUGCAGGGCCGCUGCCAGGGCCGGGAGCCCCGCUGGGCCUACAGCCCGCUGCUGCGGCAGUGCCACCCCUUCGUCUACGGCGGCUGCGAGGGCAACGGCAACAACUUCGAGAGCCGCGCGAGCUGUGAGGAUGCCUGCCCGGUGCCGCGCACGCCGCCCUGCCGGGCCUGCCGCCUCCGGAGCAAGCUGGCGCUGAGCCUGUGCCGCAGCGACUUCGCCAUCGUGGGGCGGCUCACGGAGGUGCUGGAGGAGCCGGAGGUGGGGGGCGGCGGCAUCGCCCGCGUGGCCCUGGACGAGGUGCUCAAGGACGACAAGAUGGGCCUCAGGUUCUUGGGCACCAAGUACCUGGAGAUGACGCUGAGCGGCAUGGACUGGACCUGCCCCUGCCCCAACGUGACGGCUGGCGACGGCCCGCUGGUCAUCAUGGGUGAGGUGCGCGACGGCGUGGCGGUGCUGGACGCCGGCAGCUACGUCCGCGCCGCAAGUGAGAAACGCGUCAAAAAGAUCUCGGAGCUGCUCGAGAAGAAGGCCUGUGAGCUGCUGAACCGCUUCCAGGACUAGCCUCACCCCUGCCCGUGUCUGCCCACCCUGUCCUCCUGUCCUGCUGAAUA